CACAUGAUUUCUUAGCCAUUUUUUGUUCUUGCGUUCUUCCUCAGCGAAGGGUCGAAAAGGAGUAGCAACGAUACACGGUAUAGCGCAGGUUUGCAGCAGCUCUGAGACUUUGUUUAGUUCCGCCCAUAACACGCCCAUCUUCUCACCAUAAAUAGUACCAGUCAGACAGAGGUGCCCGCUCCUCUCUCCCCGCUGUUACCUGCUCCCAGGACCGAGGUGCCUGCCCUACCCAGCCCGGUGUUAGCCGACAAUGGAGACAGAAAUUGAGCAACAAGAAAAAGAGACCUCAUUCAGCAACACAGAGACAAACGGUAAGCGUCCCACAGAAGACGUGGAGGAAGAGCAGUCCUUUAAGCGCUCCAGGAACACAGACGACAUGGUGGAGCUCCGCAUACUCCUGCAGAGCAAAAAUGCAGGAGCAGUGAUUGGGAAGGGUGGUAAAAACAUCAAAUCCCUGCGCACAGACUUCAAUGCCAGUGUGUCAGUCCCAGACAGCAGUGGGCCUGAGCGCAUUCUGAGCAUCAGUGCUGAAAUCGAGACCGUGGGAGAGAUCCUCCUCAAGAUCAUCCCUACUCUGGAGGAGUACCAACAGUAUAAUGGGAUGGACUUUGACUGUGAGCUGAGGCUACUGAUCCACCAGAGCCUGGCAGGUAGCAUCAUUGGUGUGAAGGGAGCCAAGAUCAAAGAGUUACGAGAGAACACCCAGACCAGCAUCAAGCUGUUCCAGGAAUGCUGUCCCCAGUCCACGGACCGCGUGGUUCUGGUCUGCGGAAAGUCUGAGCGCGUCGUUGAGUGCAUCAAGAUCAUGCUGGAGCUCAUCGCUGAGGCUCCCAUAAAAGGGCGCGCCCAGCCCUACGACCCCAACUUCUACGACGAGACCUACGACUACGGCGGCUUCACCCUGAUGUUUGAGGAGCGCGGGGGUGGCGGCAGCCGGCGCCCCAUGGGGGGCUUCCACAUGCGAGGGGGACGAGGUGGCGGAGGUUUUGACCGAGGGCCUUCUGGACGAGGGGGUCGAGGGGGGCCCGUGCCUCCCGCCCGCAGGGACUACGAGGAGAUGAGCCCCCGUCGUGGACCCCCGCCUCCCCACCCAGUGAGAGGGGGGAGGGGUGAGAGUCGUGACCGCAACCUGGCCCCACCACACAGAGGAGGAGGAGAUGACCAGUACUCCUAUGACUCCUAUCGAGGCAGUGCAGAUGCCAGACCCAACAGUGACCGAAGAGGGAGACCAGGAGAUCGCUAUGGUGAUAACAUGGGUGGGGGUGGAUAUGAUAACAACUCUUCCUGGGACUCCUAUCAGUCUGGUGGACGCGGUUCCUACAAUGAUAUGGGAGGGCCAGUCAUCACCACACAAGUGACGAUCCCUAAAGAUCUGGCCGGCUCCAUCAUCGGUAAGGGAGGUCAGAGGAUCAAGCAGAUCCGGCAUGAGUCUGGCGCCUCUAUUAAGAUCGACGAGCCACUGGAGGGUUCUGAGGAUCGCAUCAUCACCAUCAGUGGCACCCAGGACCAGAUCCAAAACGCUCAGUACCUAUUGCAGAAUAGCGCACUGCACCUGCUCGGACACCAGGACUAACCCUCGCCUCCGACUAGGCCCGCAUCACGUGCUCUCUCCCCAUCUCAGACUCUCCCAACCCCCUCUCCCACCCUCAACCACCUCUCCCACCCUCAACCACCUCUCCCACCCUCAACCACCUCAACCACCUCUCCCACCCUCAACCCCUCUCCCACCC
Molecule: messenger RNA, 1730 nt
Organism: Oncorhynchus gorbuscha (pink salmon)
Lineage: Eukaryota; Metazoa; Chordata; Actinopteri; Salmoniformes; Salmonidae
Product: heterogeneous nuclear ribonucleoprotein K-like
Exons: 17
Coding region: 251-1573 (440 amino acids)
Biological process (GO): regulation of transcription by RNA polymerase II; regulation of mRNA splicing, via spliceosome
Cellular component (GO): nucleus; cytoplasm
Molecular function (GO): mRNA binding
Source: RefSeq, a predicted model, not a curated record